Coffea arabica (coffee) is the source of this 1475-nucleotide messenger RNA. The record is from RefSeq and is a predicted model, not a curated record. NCBI's taxonomy places the organism in Eukaryota, Viridiplantae, Streptophyta, Magnoliopsida, Gentianales, Rubiaceae.
GGUCAAACGUACGCUUACCCUUGGUCUCAAAUUGUACCCUAAUUGAGGUAGUUGCAAUGGGACUUUUAUAUAUUCAUAUUCUAACUUCUUUGAUUCACAAGUGCUCCUCUUUUGUACCUGGAUCAGAUAUCAGUCUUACUAGUGAAAUGGCAGAUUAUGUUUCAUGCAUUAACCAAGAAAGAGUGCUUUGAAACCUUGCAGCUGUGAAUAUCACAGUCUAUUGCAGUUGAGGUAUUUGCUCCAGCUGAUUUUGCACACCUGUAACAAUGUUUACAGCAAUACAAGACCUGUCUGAACUCCUGAUCUGGCAGAUCUGAUUGUGGAAGUUAGUAGAUUUCUGUUCAUCAAUCUGCGAUGCUGUAUUAAGGAGGUUUAUGAUCUUGGUACUGGAUUGUCAGACCAAUAUGUGCCAAAUGAGGAACUUCUGGAACGUAGUGCAAUUACAUGACCAUCGUCGUUUCUCUUACUCUACUUUGGUAUGGAUUACUAAUGGAUGAUCACUCUUGCAGGGUUUUUGAGGUGUGGUGCCUUCACAUUCCUGUGAAAGAUCGAACACCAUUUGAAGAGAUGGUAAUCUUUGUUGAGGAAACUGUGAGGAAUCAACAUGCUUCAUCUCCAAAUAAGCCAAUAUAUCUUGUGGGAGAUUCAUUUGGAGGAUGCUUGGCACUUGCAGUUGCUGCACGUAAUCCAGCUAUUGAUCUCGUUUUAGUAUUAGCCAAUCCAGCAACGUCAUUUAACGGGUCACAGCUGCAAUCUUUGCUGCCUUUCUUGGAGGCUAUACCUAAUGAACUUCAUUGUACAGUCCCUUACCUUUUAAUCUUUGUCCUAGGUGAACCAGCGAAGAUGGCAAUGGUCACUGUUGAUGCUACACUUCUUCCUCGAAUAGGUCUUGAACGGUUGUCUGGCAAUCUUACAGCUUUGUUACAACGUCUUUCAGAAUUGGCUGAUAUAAUACCUAAGGACACUCUCCUCUGGAAGCUCAAACUUCUCAGAUCGGCUGCCAGUUAUGCUAAUUCCCGUCUUCAUGCUGUUACAGCAGAAGUACUAGUGCUUUCAAGUUGAAAAGUGUACUACCAGUAUGAAUACCCGUCUUUUUGUGCAUUUCAGACUCUACUUUUGGUUGAAAGAAGGAAAAUUCAAGGGGUAAGAGAAAUCAUGAAGAAUAUAUUUUGUCUAAGAAUUUUCCUUUGCACGGUGCUUGGUUCUAUUAAGUGACAGGCAACAGGUAGUGGAGUCUGCAAAGCAUUCCUUCUUUCUCAAUUCUUGACCAUUUAGAUGUUCUCAUUCAUUUUUGUCAAAUAAAUGUAAAGGAGGAAAAUGAGAACAAGCCUUCUAUUAAUUUUAUCAUUUACCAGUUUUGUGUGGGGACAUUGGGCUAUUCUGACUGUGCUCUGACAAUAUAAGGCAAUGCUGAGCAUUCCAGAUUUGAAUUGUUAUGUAAUCCCUCUGUUCCUGAUGAUUAUAUCUUAAGUGAU